Messenger RNA from Musa acuminata AAA Group (dessert banana), 1296 nucleotides. RefSeq lists its product as uncharacterized. Gene Ontology annotation, molecular function: structural constituent of ribosome. Lineage: Eukaryota; Viridiplantae; Streptophyta; Magnoliopsida; Zingiberales; Musaceae. Gene Ontology annotation, biological process: translation. Bases 1 to 1173 code for a protein of 390 amino acids. The transcript is spliced from 7 exons. The record is from RefSeq and is a predicted model, not a curated record. Gene Ontology annotation, cellular component: ribosome.
AUGAGGAAGGAGGGACCCAUCGCAUGCGUGAUGGUCAAUACAUCGUUGCCCUUUUGUCAAAAGGCAGUGUGCAAGCAUGAAUGUAGCGACAAUUGGAUCUGUCAGAUCCCAUUGGAGUCGCAUGUAAUUGUUUUGCUUUCAACUCUAUCUCAACAAUAUAAGGCUUACGGCCUCUUUGAUGCAGAACGCGACGCCUCCAUCACCGGUGAGACCAUGCAUGGCCUACGGAUGACUUGGGCGCUUAAGUUGACGUAUGGUUUGGUGGCCGAGCAAUCGAUCCUCGAGAAGAAGAGAAGUCCAGUCUGGUCUCCAAUCACGAGCCCGAGUGGAACGCAGGAAUGGGAUCCACUGGUGCGGAGGCUAAACCCUACCUCCCAAGUCCCGACCCGAGAAACGAGGGGUGCGUCCUGCGCGACUUCCUCCGCCUCCAGCUUACGAACACUGAGUGACGCUCCAUCCGCCGAUCUCGUUCCCUUCGCCGUUUCCUUUCUGUUACCGUCUCCGGCGAAGAAGAGAAGAUGUUGGUGGGUGGCGUUUCGAGGCGAUGGGUCGCUUCCGUGGUGCGAUCCGCUGGCGCUUGUCGCUGCGCUUCCGCCUCCCCUGCUUCGCAACUCUUUGCCCUCUAUUCUCAGGAAAAUAUGCUGCACACUCAGGGAGUUGAUAAGAUCUCACAAUUGGACACUAAAGCCUCAGAUCACAGGAAAUAUACCUUUAUUAAGGUCCUUGAUGACCAUGGGCCAGCAGGAGUUAUCUUCUGCACAGGAGAGUUCUGUUGCCUCCCAUGAAACAAGCCAGCCUCAAUGCAUCAAAUUUAAAAGGCUUGACAAAACUGCAAAGCAUAUUAUGAAUAUUUUAGAUAACGAAGCAGUGGACAAAGUGCAAACUGAGAGAGAAAUUCCUGACAUAAGACCUGGGUAUAUCGUCGAGCUGAAAGUGGAGGUGCCUGAGAACAAGCGUCAAACAUCCAUCAUAAAAGGCAUCAUCAUAGCAAGGCGGAAUGCAGGUCUGAAUACCACAUUUAGAUUGCGUAGAUUGGCAGCUGGCGUUGGGGUUGAAUCCGUCUUCCCUUUAUACUCUCCGAACAUCAAGGAGAUGAAAGUCGUAGACAAGAAGAAAGUGAGGAGGGCAAAGCUUUAUUACCUCAGGGACAGGAUGAAUCCACUCAAGAAAUGAUGAUCUUUUCACCAGUUUGUUGUUAUUGUACUAGUUCAUAGUCCUCAUGUUAUCGAUUGUAUCAAGCUCCAAAUUUGGUAUUUGGCAUCUGAAGAGAUGUGGGUUUACUAUUGUUCGUUUUAA